Molecule: messenger RNA, 1747 nt
Organism: Carassius auratus (goldfish)
Lineage: Eukaryota; Metazoa; Chordata; Actinopteri; Cypriniformes; Cyprinidae
Product: multiple PDZ domain protein-like
Exons: 3
Coding region: 930-1439 (169 amino acids)
Biological process (GO): tight junction assembly
Cellular component (GO): apical part of cell; plasma membrane; cytoplasm
Molecular function (GO): protein binding
Source: RefSeq, a predicted model, not a curated record
AUGCUGCAGCUGCCAUAUAAUUUAUAGCCUUUUCUCAUAGCAGCUGGAAUAAUGAAUUGAAGAAAUUUAAAUCUACAUGAAAAGCUACAUACUAAUAGUCACACAAUGCUGAUGUUUUUAACAUGUACAAUUUGAGAAAAAGUAUAAAACAGAAGUAACAGUAACAAUAAUUUGGGGUUUGAUGUUAUAUUCGUUACUUAGCCAAUCGUUAGAUUCAAUCACCAUUGUAGCACAAUUAAUUGUAAUGUUUUUUUCCUCAGUUUGUCAGAACGAAAGUGGCAGACUUGUUACUUAGUGUUCAGAUGACACUAUUUAGUGAAAAUUUCUAUUUGGGUCAUAUAUUCCUAAACGUAUGCUAGAAUCUGUGUUUCCUAAGUACGGUAUUCACUCUGGUGUGUGAACUGACAGCCAUACAUACUCCUCAAAACAAUAGAUUCAUCUGAAUGCUGGAGCCAAACUGGUCACAACCCACGCAAGGAAGAUAAUUCCACAAAUAACAACAAAUGCAGGUUUCAAAUAGAAAUGGUGACAAAACGGCAAAACUUAUGGACUGCAGCUUUAAUGUGAGUUAGUUGACAUAUUAGUUGCAAAUUAAUUGGAUUAAGUUGACAUGUAGUUGAAAAUUAACGCAAGUUAGUCGACAUGCAGAUGCAAAUUAAUGAGAGUUAGUUGACAUGCAAAUGAACAGGACUUGUUAACUUAGUUAAUUUGAGGUUGUAAAUAAACGGUAAUUAGUUGACAUGUAGUUGCAAAAUAAUGGUAGUUAGUUGACAAAUACAGUAGCUGAAGUAGUUAUAAAAAAAAAAUAAAGUUUGUUGAUAUAAUGUUGAAAAGUUACUCAUAGUUAGUAAAAUUUCUAAAAUUCUAAUAAUGUUAAUGUUCUACUCACUUUUGCAUGUGUGUAUGUGUUCAUAUGUGUACAGGACCCAAUGGACCCGCUCAAGACCGUAAUAGUGAUUCGGUCGUUAGUUCCCAAUGGCAUAGCAGAGCAAGACGGAUGCUUGUUGCCAGGAGACCGUCUCAUGUAUGUCAACAACAUCAACCUGGGAAGCGCCAGUUUGGAGGAAGCAGUGCAGGCUCUGAAGGGAGCGGACCUUGGCACCGUCCGCAUCGGAUUGGCCAAACCCCUGCCAAUCGACUGCAGUGAUUUGGAGCUGUCUGAUGAAAAGGCAUUUGAGCAUCAUUUUCUGGAGGAGGAGGAGGAGGAGGAGGAGGAAGAGGUGCUGCAGUCGAUGAUUGCUGAACACAGCAGCGCUGAUCUGACCUAUCUGAUGAGUGACCCCGCCUCCACACAGAAGGAGGAGGAUUUUCCUCCAGAUGAACUAAACGCCGGCGCGGCGGGGAGCAGCUUUGAGAGGACUGUCACUGUGGUCAAGGACACCUUCAGUCUUGGUCUGAGCACCACAACAUGUUCCACACACAGAAGCACACUUUACUAGGCUUUUAAAAAAGAAUACUUAUUACGGAAAUAAUAUACUCUAAAAGAAUAGACUUAAGUGUGACCAGAAUGUAAUGUUUUCAGACACUUAACUGCAUGUUAAUUGCAAUAAAAAUAAAAAUGUAUUAUAGUUUAAAUUUAUAUUUAAUCCAAUUAGUUUAACUUUAGAAGGAUUUUGACCCACUUUCAUUGGACUUAAGUACACAUGUAUAUGUCAUUUUUAAGAGGUAUACUUAUUUUUUAAGUUAUAUGUAACUUCAGUUCAGAUUACAUUUACUGUGAUGUUAAUCUGUCAAUGUUUAGAAUAGA